CGGCGGGGCCGGAAGGGGCGCGGCGGCGGGCGCCAUGGCGGCGGCGGCGGCGUGGGGCCCUUCGCGCUGGUGACCAGCUGCGCCGCCGGCUUCGCGGCCGAAGAACUCGUCAAACGUAUCACAGGAAAAGAUGACCUUACUGUGGGUGCAACUACAAGUGGAAGAGUGAAUUUUUACCCCUGGACAAUAGAUAAUAAAUAUUAUUCUGCAGAUAUUCACCUCUGCGUAGUACCAAACACAUUUCUUGUUACUGGAGAUAUUGCUGAAUCCGUGCAAGCAUUUGUUGUGUACUUCGACAGCACAAUAAAAUCUGGACUUGAUAGUGUCUCUGAAUGGCUUCCUCUGACAGAAGAGUGGUUACCAGAAGUCAUGAUCCUGGUUUGUAAUAGAGUAUCUGAAAAUGGUGUUAACAGACAGAAAGCUCAAGAAUGGUGCAUCAAGCAUGGCUUUGAACUGGUAGAACUUAGCCCUGAGGAACUGCCUGAUGACGAUGAUGAUUUUCCGGAGUCCACUGGAGUGAAACGAAUUGUACAAGCCUUGAAUGCCAAUGUGUGGUCCAAUGUAGUCAUGAAGAGCGACAGGACCCAGGGCUUUGGUCUUCUCAGUACAUUAGCAGGUGCAAACUGUAGCAUUGGGUCAGAAGAGAACCAAGAUACAGAAUCCAAUCCAUCACCAGCAGACAGAGAAGAAUCCCAUUUAGACAACAGAGAAGAUGGAGCUAGCACAAACAGCAUACAGAAUGACAACAUUGUAGAUCCCAUGUUAGAUAUGGACAUUCAGGAGUUAGCCAGCCUAACCACGAGAGAUGGUGACCUGGAGAACUUUGAAAGGCUGUUUUCAAAGCUGAAAGAAAUGAAAGAUAAAGCUGCAAUGUUGCCUCAUGAACAAAGAAAACUACAUGCGGAAAAGGUGGCCAAAGCAUUCUGGAUGGCAAUUGGAGGGGACAGAGAUGAAAUUGAAGGUCUCUCCUCGGAUGAAGAAAACUAAGUUCUUCUGUAGCUGUAAGCGACAGAGCAAUCCUGAAAGAGUGGUCUUUUCCUGCAAUGAGUGUUUAUUGUGAAAAGCCCCAUUUAACUUUAGUUGCUUUCUUUGGUUAAAGGAUUCUCCGUAUCAUUGUAGUAAGUAACACAUUCCACCACACCUAAUGGUUAGAGUGGUUUUGUCUGACUGUUCAUUUAUUCUCUCAGAGAAUUUUGGAAGGCGACGCAUGCAGUUAGAGGAAAUAAUAAUUAGUUUACAUUUUUCAAAUUAACAUUUUUAUUGUUUCCUCUUUUGAGUUUAAAUAAACAAAUUUACUACCAGUUAUCUUUCUACAUAUGGCUGGUGGUUAUUAAGUGACUACUUAAUUCUAAACUCAACAUUUUAGAUGUAGGCCUGUUUGAUGUUUUUAUGUAGCUUUAUAGCUGACUUACUAGUUAAAACAAACCAGAUUUAUAUGAGCCAUGAAGAGAAAGUUGCUGAAUUGUGCCCUGUUGUGGGAUGCUAUGCCAAGGCUGCAAGGUUAAUCCUGCUGAGUGCCAAAGCUAUUAAAAAUGGCCCACAGGCUUUGAAUUCUGUUUGCAUGUGUAAGUAUGUGGUCCUUCCCUGGAAAGUCAGGUGUUGUGCCACACUCCCUGGGUUUCCAUUAGAAAUAAAAUUUGGGAUUAAAUGCAAGACAGAUUUUUGCUGCUGUUCCAGGGCUGAAGUUCCCUGCCCAAACCUUCUGCAAUGCUUGGCCUCCAAGGCCUAGCAGAAUGCACAGACCUUCUGCUGGUGAAUUCUGUCCUAAACACCUAAAGAGAAAACCUAUGAUUUAAAAACCUCAUGCUGCCACCUGACGCAUUUAUUACAGACUUACGCUCCUGUAUGUUCAUUAGAAGACCCCAGAGUACAAGUCUCAAAUUGCAGCUUCAUGGCAUCAAGGGUUAGAAAAAAUUCCUUUGUCCUUAGAUUUAGUAUAUUGUCAUCAUCUGCACAGUUGUAGACUCACUGGAGAGUAUAAACGUGCAAGGCACUAGGAAGACAAGAAGGAGGGCGCAGGCUGGCGAUGGAGGGAGAGGAGAAAAGGUAAAAGCUAUCCUAUCUCCUUUUCUAGUGCAGUCAACUGUCAGACACAGUCAGCAGCUCAGUGGAGAGAGGUAGCCAACAGAUGCCCUGCUGAAGAAUUGGGCCUUCCUUAGUGCUUGUCUGGCAUACCCUAUGAAACGGCAUGUAUUUGCCCCAAGAGCAUUUCCUUAUCGAUCUGAAAAUACUCCGUGUUAGGCAACUGUAUUUAGAAAUUUUGAAAUGAACUUUUCCAAUGUCUGUUUUUUCAUGUCAGUAAAUUUCGUGAGUCUUGAGACAGUGGCUUUCCAUAAAUUAUUUGACGGCUUUAAAUUUUGAAAGCACUUUCACAGUGGUUCUUGACAUACAUUGCUGCCUCUCUAAAGAUUAAGCAAAGGUAAAAUAAUAGGCCUCUUGGAAUACUCUAAGUCAUUUCCUGGGUAAAAACUGCAGCAUUUUCAAUUCUUAAGAAACAGAACUGAAGCCUUGUUAGUUGUUUGAAAAGCAUUUCUCAUACAAAGACUGACCAGUAGCUCCACCACAGUAAAAUACCUAUUUUUAGGACAAAAUGUUCCUUUUACAGGGAUACAUGUACAGACAUUCAAGGAAACACACCUACCAGGGCCACCUCUUGCAAACUGAACGACACAAAACAGCUGCCGGGCCUUGCUGUGACUUUGCCAUCUCCUCCCGUUCUCUCCUUCUUUUUCCCCAGCACAGAGAGCUGUAACAAAGAACUGAAGGUGGUUCCUUCCAAGUAGGGGAUGGUUUUCCAUGUUUGCUUCUGGGUAGCUGAAGGCUUUUUUUUCCCUUUCUACAUAUUUGUUGUGCAAUAGUGAUAAAUGCCAAAAGCGCAGAGUAAAUUAAUUGAAGGCAGUGAAGAAAAUAAUGCACUUGAAUACUUUAUAAAACUGAUUCUUUAGACGUGAUGUACAUGUGACAGUUUAUUUAAACUUAAUAAAAUUAUACAAAUCAAAAUCAAGUUCUUUGCUGUCUUUUUACAAAGUGGCAGCAGCAAAAUUCCCAUAAAUGACGCCUUAUCCCAGGAAUCAGAAUUACAUGUUGGGCAACACACUUUUCCAGCCUGCUACAAAUAGGAGAAGGAGAUUUGUAUGAGAGGAAAUAGAUCCUGGAAAGACUCACAGCUCUUGGUGUAGACAGUGAUGAGAACAAGUCUUUGAAAGCGCAGAGCAAGGAUUGACAGGACAGGCAAGUGUGAUUUGAUCCGAAGGAACAGGGAGCCUGGUCCAGUAGGAGGUAGUAGGCCUGAUAUUCACUGACCCGCAGGGAAGGUAUCCAUAUUGCUUCUGCCUAAGAUUGGCAGAACAUUUGCACAGAUAAUGCGUUGGUGCCGAUCUUACUAACAUAAGAAGAACUCUUUCAAACAUGUUUUUGUUGUAAACGUGUGUCUUGUUUGUAGAUGCAGUCUGUGCUUUAAAACAGCACAAUUGAUCAAGGUAGGAUGUGUGGCUAGAAGAUAGUAGGAAAUAGUUGUAAUGAUCCUUAAAGGGUAUUGUAUUUUUAAAUUAAAGUUUCCUUUGCUGGCAGCUUGUUUUUCAUUUUGUGGGUUGGGGUUUUUUUUCUGAAAAAAAAAAAAAAAGCUUUGUUUUUGGCUACAGAAUUUCUUUACAAAAUAGAUGUUACAGAAACGAAUAAAAGGGGCAUUGGUGGAAAAGCAA
Molecule: messenger RNA, 3701 nt
Organism: Harpia harpyja (harpy eagle)
Lineage: Eukaryota; Metazoa; Chordata; Aves; Accipitriformes; Accipitridae
Gene: AAGAB
Product: alpha and gamma adaptin binding protein
Exons: 10
Source: RefSeq, a predicted model, not a curated record